Molecule: messenger RNA, 486 nt
Organism: Meira miltonrushii
Lineage: Eukaryota; Fungi; Basidiomycota; Exobasidiomycetes; Exobasidiales; Brachybasidiaceae
Exons: 4
Coding region: 1-486 (161 amino acids)
Biological process (GO): proteasome assembly
Cellular component (GO): nucleus; cytoplasm
Source: RefSeq, a predicted model, not a curated record
AUGUCAAACGCAGAUUCAGGACCAUCUCUUCGCCUUGUGCCUGGACCGGCCAGCUCAAACAGUAUCUCGAUUCAAUCUACAUCACAUCCCGUUCAUGCUGGUGUACAUGAUUCUAUGCGACAUGGUCAACGUAAUCUUGCUACAGAAGUUUCUUCUUCUUCCAUUCAACACCCCUUGCAACACAGAUUAGAAAGUUGGGAUGCAACCCGCGAUAAUCUCAAAUUGACCAUGCAACGUAAUAUGUUUGGAAUGGCUGCACCUAUUCGCACAUUGAUGGAAAGAAGGAUUGUGGAACAUAACCCUCACUUCCCGGCACUACAGGCAGGACAAAUGGGCGGCGGUCCAAGAAAGGGACUUUCAGCAUUGCACAGAGAUAUCCUAAACGGAGAUGACGAAACGAUUGAUCCGGUAGACUUCUUGCCUUCCGCUGGAGGACCAGAAAUGCUCGACAUUCACGCACAAAUGGAGCGCAAACACAACAUCUGA